Molecule: messenger RNA, 664 nt
Organism: Striga hermonthica
Lineage: Eukaryota; Viridiplantae; Streptophyta; Magnoliopsida; Lamiales; Orobanchaceae
Source: the annotation of a GenBank genome assembly
AUGCCGCCACGUAGAGAGCCCGAUCAUCAGGGUCCUACUCAGGCUACGGUAGUCGCUCAGUUCCGCGACUAUCAUGCAGAAAAGUUUUCAGGACAGGGCGACCCCCGUAUCGUUGAUGAAUGGAUUCAGGGGUUGGAGUUUAUCUUUGAGGUUAUGGAAUGCCCCGAUAGGUAUCGCGUAGUUUGCGCUCAGCUUCAGCUCACUGGCGAUGCGAGGCUCUGGUGGAAUGCCUACUGGAGCAUGCGUCCCGGUGAAAAAGCGAGUUGUACAUGGGACAUGUUCAAGUAUCUAGUCCGCGACAAGUACUACCCUUCUUACUAUCGGGCAGAGAUGGAGCGCCAGUUCUUAGCGCUUCAGCAGGGUACUCGUACAGUCGACGAGUACGAGCGAGAGUUCACCAGACUUGCAGGUUUCGCACGCACGGAGGCCCAGAGAGCUCAGCGGUUCAUUGACGGACUUUACCCAGCAGUCCGUCAUAACAUUGUGGGACACGGGACACAGACGUAUGCACGAGCAGUCUCUAUCGCCCAGGAGGUAGACGCUAGCAUCAGGAGGGAGGCCGUUCGUGAUCGUGCUCAGCCAUCUGCCCCAGCUCAGCCAGUUGCAGCUUCACCAGCUCUACCAUCUACCCAGCCGCCAAAGAACAAUAAGAGGAAGGGGAAAG